Molecule: messenger RNA, 1542 nt
Organism: Prorocentrum cordatum
Lineage: Eukaryota; Dinophyceae; Prorocentrales; Prorocentraceae
Source: the annotation of a GenBank genome assembly
AUGGCGCCCCCCGCCGCCGCGGGCGCCCACGAGUCCUCUGACUCGGACGGCCUCCUGGGUGCGCCGUGGGCCGGCGAGUCCGACGGCAGCGAGUCCGACGGCAGCGGGCUCGGCCCCGCCCCGCGCGCGGCGGCCGUGGGGUUCUGGCUCGGCCCGGCCGGCGGCGCGGCGCUGGGCGGCUGCCUCGCCCUGUGGGCCCCCGCGGGGGUGGCGCGCGGCGCCCAGCUGCUCGUGGGGGCGACCUUCUGGGUCGCGACGUGGUGGCUGACGGAGGCCAUGCCGCUGGGGGUCACGUCGCUGCUGCCCGUGGUGCUCUUCCCCGCGCUGGGCAUCCUCUCGGUGGAGGAGACCGUGAGGAGCUACAGCCACCGCCUGUGCUUCCUCUUCCUGGGCGGCUUUCAGCUGGCCUUCGCGGUGGAGAGGGCCGGAGUCCAGCGCCGGGUUGCCCUCGGCAUGCUGGGCUUCACGGGCACCCGCCCGAGCGGCAUCGUUCUCGGCAUGAUGUUGUCCGUAGGCUUGCUGAGCAUGUUGCUCUCCAACGUUAGCACCACGCUCAUGAUCCUCCCCGUCGUCAAGUCCGUGGCCGCCAGCGUCGAGGGGGAAGGAGGCUUCGCGAAGGCAAUUCUGCUCAGCGUGUGCUACGCGGCCAGCACCGGGGGAGUGGGCACCAUCAUCGGCACCCCCACGAACGGCGUGCUGAUGGGGCAGCUGUCGCGGGGUCGGCGAAUUUCUUUUGUCCAGUGGCUGGGCUUCGCUGCACCCCUGGCCACUGUAAUGCUGCUCUUGAUCUGGCUCUUGCUCGUGUUCCGGUUCGGGCUCUCGCUUCGGGACGUGGCGGCGGGCCCCCCCCGGGCGGUCCUCUCCGAGGCCGGCCUGGGCCUGGGCCCCAUGAGCCAGGCAGAGUGCCGGGUCUCGGCCGUGUUUGCGCUGGUGGUGGCGGGCUGGGUGCUGCGCGAGCCGUCGCUGACCUUCCUGGGGUGUGGCCCGGACGCGGCGGCGCCGGUCUGCUCGAUCGGCGACGAGGUCGUGGCGAUAGCGGCGACCGUGCUGCUCUUCUCCGUCCACGCGGAGGGCGCAGACGGCGUGAGGGCGCCGCUUCUAGAUUGGGCGACAUUCUUGAAGACGCCCUGGGACAUCCUGCUGCUCUUCGGCGCGGGGUUCGCGAUCGCAGACGGCUUCCUCAAGACAGGCCUGUCUGGCAAUAUCGGAGCUGCGCUGGCCUCCCUCCAAGGCUGCCCGACCGUGCUGCUGGUGCUCGUCACGGUCUUGCUGGUGACAUUCCUCACCGAGCUGACGAGCAACGUCGCGACGGCGAGCAUCCUGCUGCCAGUCCUGGGCAGCAUGUCGUGCCACCUAGGCCUCUCUCCUGUCGUGCUGAUGGUGCCCGCCGGGAUCGCCUGCAGCUGCGCCUACAUGCUGCCCAUUGCGACCCCGCCGAAUCCGUCGUGUUCGCUACCAAGCAGUUCACGCUCGUGGACAUGGCCGGCGCUGGCUUCGCGAUCAACCUCGGGUCUGCGGUCUGCAUCACGCUCUGGAUCCUGA